AUGGCCACCUCGGCGAUCACAUCCCCUCCGGCUCCGGCAGCAACGCUGCCCCUGGCGGGCCGCGUGGCCAUCGUCACCGGCGCGUCGGGCGGCAUCGGGCGCGGCAUCGCGACCCACCUGUCGUCCCUCGGCGCCAGCCUGGUCCUCGGGUACGCCUCCAGCUCUCAGCAGGCCGACGCGCUGGCCGCUGAGCUCCCGCGCGCCGUGGCGAUCAAGGCCGACGUCUCCGACGAGGCGGGCGUCCGGUCCCUCUUUGACGCCGCAGAGACCGCCUUCGGCGGCCCGGCGCACAUCAUGGUGGCCUGCGCGGGCCUGGGCAUCGGGACCUACCCGUCGCUCGCCAACACCGCCACGGCGGACUUCGACAACGUGUUCGCGGUGAACACCCGGGGCGCGUUUCUGUGCCUCCGCGAGGCGGCGAACCGGCUGCGGCGCGGGGGCGGGGGCCGGAUCGUGGCUGUGUCCUCGACGCUGGCGGCGACGCUGCUCCCUGGCUACGGGGCGUACACAGCGUCCAAGGCGGCCGUGGAGGCGAUGGUGCGGGUGGCCGCGAAGGAGCUCGGGUCGGCGCGGGUGACGGUGAACUGCGUGGCGCCGGGGCCCGUGGCGACGGAGCUCUUCUUCGACGGGAAGAGCGAGGAGGCGGUGGAGAGGUUCAGGGCUGGGCACCCGAUGGGGCGGCUUGGGGAGGUGGGCGACAUCGCGCCGGCGGUCGGGUUCCUCUGCACUGACGCGGCCGAGUGGGUGAACGGCCAGGUCAUUCGGGUCAACGGCGGCAUUGCUUAA
Molecule: messenger RNA, 786 nt
Organism: Triticum turgidum subsp. durum (durum wheat)
Lineage: Eukaryota; Viridiplantae; Streptophyta; Magnoliopsida; Poales; Poaceae
Source: the annotation of a GenBank genome assembly